Lasiosphaeria miniovina is the source of this 703-nucleotide messenger RNA. RefSeq lists its product as uncharacterized. The transcript has 2 exons. Bases 190 to 657 code for a protein of 155 amino acids. The record is from RefSeq and is a predicted model, not a curated record. NCBI's taxonomy places the organism in Eukaryota, Fungi, Ascomycota, Sordariomycetes, Sordariales, Lasiosphaeriaceae.
CAUAGGUUCUAGGACUAUUUUUCUUUAAUCUUUCUAAGGACUUAACUUUCUGUCCUGUCCUGCUCUUCCUGUCUCUUGCACUAUCCGAUGGGGCUUUUGACGCGGAUUGCUUGAAGGAUGCGAGCUCGGUGCUUGAAGUAAUGGUUCCAAGCGGUAGGAAGAUACCCACACAAUAACAAUGUCGCUGAGAUGGCUGGCGGAUGGGGAAACAAGAUCAUGCAGGACGAGCCAUCGUUUAUCGUCCCUGAGAGAUUCCCAUCUACACAGCGUGGUCGCCAUCUCGUGUACGCUACUUACUGUGUUUCCUCCGGGCUUCCUGUUCCUGUAAAUGGCGGCGCGGAUGUCGGCCAAGAGCGGUGGGCGAGGGCGGGGGCUAGAGUUUGGGCGGCAAGAAGUAAGGCGAGAGCCGAGAAGCCCGAAGAGUCUCACAUACAGGCCGAGCCGAAGCAGGUAGCAAGCGGAAACGAGCUUUCGGGGCAGGCAUCCGCCGAUAGUGUGCAUGGAUUUGAGGAGCAACAAACAGGAGGCGCCGGCAGCGGCUAUUUCUGCGGAGCCCAAGGGCACGGAGUGAGGGCUUCGACCGCUGUCGUCAUCAAGGUGGUAUCCUUUCGCGAGGUGCUUAGAGUUGAAGGCUAUGUGGCCCGCAGCGACGCUUAGGGUCGGUGGGCAGACUUUGCCUGGAACUUUCCCUAGCUAUAACUAA